CUCUCUCGGCCUUGGAACGGAAAAACAACUCUGUCCUCUCUCGAAAAAAAAGCUGGCUCGCUCACAUUUGAGGCACGGGCGCAACGAGGGCGCUUCAAGCCGGCGGCGGCGGCGGUAAUCACGACCCACGCUCAGGCGGCGCAUAGGCCCUGUGGUUGCUGUCCAACCGGCGGCGAGCCGGUGAUUACCGGAAGAUCUACAGGCAACGAACGAUCUGGUGGCACGAGAAGCCGUCAGGGUGAUCCUGUUGCUUGCCUAAACAUUUUGCAGUCUUCUAUUCGGGACAUGAGGAAUGUGAAAGCUAAAAUGGCCACGCACGCAGUGGAGCAAGGCAUUUCUCUGCACCAAGGCGGCACCAGCUGUCGCCUAUCCAGACGCCUCGCUGAUCCUGCCCAAUCCACAUGGGCAUCACUGCACACAGACCUGCUCGACCUGAUUGCCAGUCGGGUACUCGCCAGCGACCUUCUGGACUACGUCCGGUUCCGUGCAGUGUGCUUAGGAUGGCGUGUCACGACUCCUUGCCCACGCGGUCGAGGCGUGGUUGACCCGUGCUUCCACCCAUGUCAGUGGAUGAUGUUCCCAGAAGGUGGUGGUCUGUACCCAGGCCACCCUGCACUACUUGGCUAUGUACGCUUCUUCAACCUCUCUACCGGCACCUUCGUUCGCGUCAGACUCCCUGGCUUCAGAAACCACUCUGUGCUUGACUGCCCUGACGGCCUCCUUCUCCUGCGGCACAACAAGAGCACUGUCAUCUGCCUUCUCCACCCCUUUACAGGCGACGUCGUUUUGUUCCCGCCUCUUUCCUCCAUCUUCCCUCAGCUGGCCAAGUUCAUCAGUGACUUUAGCAAGAUUCAGGACACCCGGUUUGUCCGCGCGUCCGUCUCCGUCAAUCUGGUUGGUACUGUCACCAUGAUGCUCGCGUUGCCUGGCCUUGAUCGUGUGGCGUAUGCAUCCACCGGUGACCGGCAGUGGACUCCUACGAGCUGGAAAAUGAAGCACUUGUACUCGGCAUUGCCAUUCGGUGGCAGCCUCUAUGUGGUGGAUGGAGGGUGGGGUCUCGAACCAUCGCGCAUCCUGCGCAUCGAUCCUCCAGAAGAUUCCAACCCCUCCUCAUGGUCAGUGAUACCACCACAAAUGGUCACCCAAUGUCCAGUGAAACUGUUGAGGAUGCCUCAACUGGUAGAGUGCAACUCCGAGCUGCUUUUGGUUGGCUAUGACAGUGGACACUCAAGGAUUGUGUUUUUCCGGGUUGCUGACCUUCUAAAUGGAGUCACCACCAUGCAGCUGACAAGCAUCGGUGAUCAAGCCGUCUUCAUCGGCGGAUGGAACAUGGCUGUUAACUCCAAGAGCCUGCCAUCCGUCCAGGGGAACUCCAUCGCCAUUAUCAAUGAAAUAGGUGGUGGUCUUGCAGGCAGGGGAACUCUACCGCUAUACGAUCUUGGCAGCGGUACCUGGUCACAGGUGUUUGACGGACCCUUCCUCGAUGGACCCAUGCCUAGGCCGUACAGCCUUGUCCUCCACGUCGCAACCUGCUGCCAGCGCCUUUUCUGGAACAGUGGGAAAAUCUUGUGUUUCAACACAGACGUAGGACUAGGAGCCGAGGAGUGAAGUGUGGAGGGGAGCACACAUAAGUGUAAAUAGAAUCUGCACUGAUCAACGAGAUGUUUCUUUGAUUUUCUAGUGGUUACACCUGCUGAAAGAGUCUUUGUUAUGCAUGUUAUCCCGUAGCUUUACCAGCAUCCAGCACAAAGAGCAGUGGGUUCAGUCCAUAUCUAUCUAUUUAUAGUAUAUCUACUCAAUAUUGUGUUAUCGGUCCAGGAUGUAUAAUUGUCCUAAAAUUGUUGUGCACCCUUCAGCUCGGAGACCAUGUUUUUGUCAUAUAUGCACUUUGAGAAAUUAAUUGUGCUUCUUUUUUGUUAUA
Molecule: messenger RNA, 1921 nt
Organism: Triticum aestivum (bread wheat)
Lineage: Eukaryota; Viridiplantae; Streptophyta; Magnoliopsida; Poales; Poaceae
Exons: 3
Coding region: 286-1608 (440 amino acids)
Source: RefSeq, a predicted model, not a curated record